AAAAACAAAUUUGUUUCGUUGAGCCCAAUUAUUAAUUGGGCGUCCGUAAUUUGCAUUCUGAAAUCUCAAAAAUGUUUGAAGAUAAAACUAUUGAUCCCCGUGCUUGUACGUACAGGUUAUUAGCAUCAUCUAAACUUCGUAAACAGAUUGAUCGUUUAAUCAGAACGAAAAAGUUAAAAUUCGGUUUAAUUAAUCCUAAAUCCGAUCCGAUAGAUUUUUACAGCCGCCUCAAUUCAACGUCGUCUAACAAUAGUGAAAAUCUAGUCAAUCGUACCGACAGAAAUAACAAAAAAGAAGUCAACGAAAAUGAUAUACAUCCAGAUGAAGAUGAAGGACAACGUGAACGAAUUAUUGCCAAAAUGGAACAGAUAGAAAUCAUACUUUGCAGAGCGGACGAUGAACAAAAACAAACGUUUACAUAUAAUGAUUUGGUUGAACUUCAUCGUCUUCUGCAGCAUUUAGAUCCAAGCGAAAACAUGGAACUGGCCAGAGAAUAUUUUUACGAAUUUCUGGAAAAUAAUUUCCGUGUCAUGCAAUUACCUGAACGGCGAACGAAUUUAUCGUUGGAUGAAAGAUUACGUAAGCUGCGCUUCAAAGCGGCAUCCGAUGAAUAUGAUUCGAUGGUUCAAAAUGUUGCCCAUUAUGUCAUCGGCAAUAACAGAUUUGGUGCAAAAUUUUCUAUGUCACAAGAUUUUCGCCAACUUCGUUCAACAUUGCUGGCAACAAUAAAUGCUAUGAUGGUCAUUGCUGCCACAUUCUUUUUCUUUUAUGUCACCAUCCAUUAUACUCGACCAGAUUUCGAUACGGGUAAAGUGGUACUUUAUAGUUUCGGUGCAUCUAUGGUUGUUGCCAUGGCUGAGCUCUAUUUCCUCAUAAGGAUUAUUUGACUUCAAAUCAGAUUUAGUUUGAUAAUCAAGAUCGAAAUACAAAUAGAAACACAUAUCUUUUGUUUAUUAAUUCCUUUUUAUUCCAUUUAUUA
Messenger RNA from Dermatophagoides pteronyssinus (European house dust mite), 979 nucleotides. RefSeq lists its product as uncharacterized. Gene Ontology annotation, biological process: vacuolar proton-transporting V-type ATPase complex assembly. The record is from RefSeq and is a predicted model, not a curated record. Gene Ontology annotation, cellular component: endomembrane system. Lineage: Eukaryota; Metazoa; Arthropoda; Arachnida; Sarcoptiformes; Pyroglyphidae.